GUUUCAUUCACGCAGCUGGUGGUUUGCCUAUCGCUCUUGUGCUCAAGCACUUUCACCACUUCACGUGCUCAAUUGAGGAAGACGUUGUGAUGAGGAGAGUUUUCUAGCCAGCUCAAAUCCCGCGCUGCGUAUCUGCUUGCCUCCGUCCACCCAACACCUGGACAGCUACUUAGCAGACUGAAAGAACCGCGGAUACUGUUCUGUACUUAUACUUCAUCAUGGCCGCAUCUGAUACAGCACUUGUCGGCGCCACAACUGCCAAACUCGAGGAGUUACUGCAACGUGCGCGGACAAUCAAGCAAGCCACCUCAAUUGACCCGCCCUUGCAAGUAUCUAAACUUGCUACAAAUAACGAGAGUCUUCUAGGCCCGACUGUAGAAGCCUCAGAUUCCCAUAUGAUUGCCAUCGAGGGUGCAGCAAAACAUGUAUUCUACAGUAUCCUGGCUUCCGCUCUAAUAGACGAUCCUUCCUUUGUCUCCAUUUGGAAUCUUCUCGACAUCCUCCAAUAUUGUGGGGACAGAGACGAGUGUUCCUCAUCACUGGUUUUACUACUCAUUGAGGAGCUACUCGACGAUCGAGAUCUCGAUGGCUGUAAAAUCGUCUUCAAUUAUCUCGAGUCUCGAAGAGAAACCAUCAUUGCGCAUAACUCGAAGAACAAGGAUCUGGUUAUCCUACGUUCAUGCAAUGAGCUCCUCCGCCGACUGUCCCGAGCUGAUGACGCCGUCUUCUGCGGUCGAGUCUAUGUCUUCCUGUUCCAAAGCUUUCCCCUGGGCGACAAGAGUUCUGUCAAUCUGCGGGGAACUUUCCAUGUCGAGAACGUCACCACGUUUGAGGACUAUUUGAAGACUGAGGAUGAGGAUGAGGAUAGUAUGCAGGUGGACAGUAGUCUCUCUGUCAAAGAUGUCAAAGAUGCCAGAUCAACGCCAAAGUCUGAAGAGAGGGACAGCAAACUAACAACUGUAAAGCCUGAAGGACAAAAGUCCACUGCGAUGGACAUCAACGAACUCUACUCGUACUUCUGGUCUAUGCAAGGGUCGUUCUCGAAUCCUCCUAGGCUUUUCGAAGGGGAUAACUUUAAGCAAUUUCAAAAGAAUCUGGAGGCUACGCUCACGAAGUUCAAGGAAGUUCCCAAGGUCAUACAGACUGGAGACUCGGACAGCAAGAGAGGCACGAAGCGGAAAUUAGAUGACGACAACAACGAACUGGCAAGCACUUUCAAUCCAAAGUACCUCACUAGCCGCGAUCUAUUCAAGCUUGAGCUGAGCGACCUUGCCUUCCAACGGCACAUCCUAGUGCAGGCACUCAUUCUGAUUGACUUCCUCUUCUCAUUGACAGAGAAGGCGAAAAAGAAACCAUACUAUCUAAAUGCACAGAAAGCGAUGCAGUACAGCUACACACUUCGCGACGAGGAUGCCGAGUGGGCGUUGGGCAUCAAGAACUCCAUCGCAAAUUACCUGCAGGAUGGGCCGGAUGGCAAAUUCUACUAUCGAAUGGUGGAUACCGUCCUCUCACGCGAUAAGAACUGGGUUAGGUGGAAAAUGGAGAAUUGCCAGCCCUUUACUCGUGAUAGAGUCCCCACAAAAGAUUUCCUGGUUGCGAAAUCUGGGGCAUCGAAAGGAGUCAACAGCAGGAAAAUCUCUAAGCCCUGGAGUGAAGAUGGGACUCUGGGGUUUCUCAGCAGCACAGACGACGAAAAGGGGCUGAGGCAGCUGAGGCAGCUGAAGCUAGCUCAGAGACUAGAUGUGCCAAGUGCAGAGACAUAUGUGAGUCGCGUUCCAUUCACAGAGCCGGGCCAGGAGAUAGACCAGGAGAUGGUUACAUCGGAAGAGGAAAAGCGCCAGAAGGAGGAGCAUAAAACAAGCAACACAUGGCGAGCGCUUCGCAUAGCCUCGAGGAGCCGGCUGAGCUUAUUCGACAGGCUGGAGGAUGGUAAACCUCUGGAGAGGCUCUUUCAGCCGGUCACCUCGAUUGAGGCGGCAGGCGAAGACAAUGCGCCCACAGGUCCGGAAGGCAGGGAUUCAGUUCCGCAAGAACAACAUCAAAGCGUCGAGGAGCAGCGGGCCGACCAACGGAGUCAAGUGACAGCGGACGCGGCGGCGGAGUAGUAACAGGG
Messenger RNA from Lindgomyces ingoldianus, 2113 nucleotides. Its product is annotated as nuclear matrix protein. Gene Ontology annotation, cellular component: THO complex part of transcription export complex. The transcript has 7 exons. Gene Ontology annotation, biological process: regulation of DNA-templated transcription elongation; mRNA export from nucleus. The record is from RefSeq and is a predicted model, not a curated record. The coding region runs from base 219 to 2105 and encodes 628 amino acids. NCBI's taxonomy places the organism in Eukaryota, Fungi, Ascomycota, Dothideomycetes, Pleosporales, Lindgomycetaceae.